Messenger RNA from Urocitellus parryii (Arctic ground squirrel), 723 nucleotides. The record is from RefSeq and is a predicted model, not a curated record. NCBI's taxonomy places the organism in Eukaryota, Metazoa, Chordata, Mammalia, Rodentia, Sciuridae.
AUGGAAGACCAGGGCAGAAAAGGUGGAGGCCUAAAGCGGGGUGGUGAGUCCAGCCAGUGGCUGUACCCCACAGGCACAGACAGACCUCGCAGUUGUGCCACCACGAUAAGGGCGACCACACAAAAAGCGCGUUUCGCGGAGGAAGUCAGGGGUGGCCUGCUCAAGCACACGGGUCCUCAGCCAAGUGGGUUUUCCCAAGUACGCACGCGGCCCGACCCAGCGAACUUGCAAACGCACAACUUCCCUUUCCACCGGCCGGACGCCGGCGGGAGCCGAGCGGUGCGGGCCACGCGCGAGGGACAAAAGGAGCCCGGGCGCCGGCAGCGGCGACCCGGCGGCGGCGGCAUGGGGCUCGGGAGCCCGCGGCGGCGGCCGGGACGCGCCGAGCACCCCGAGGCCGGCCUCCCCGCGGGCGCUGUCACGGGCGGCGCCACGGCAGGCCCCGCCCGCGCGGACAAUGGCGCGGCCGCCCGCCCCGCGCGGCGCGCACCGGCGGAGGACACGGCUCGCGGUCCGGGCGCCCCUGCGCUUACUCACCUGGGCGCCGGCUCGGCGCGGCGCGGUCCGCGCGCUGGGGACGGGGAACGGCGCGGCGGGCGCGCCCAUUCAUUAGCCGCUUUGUCUGCCCCCGCCGCCCCUCCCGCGGCCCCGGCCCCGCCGCCCGCGACGCCGCCGGACGCUGCGCCCCUCCCAGGGCCCCGCGCGGCGCGGGGGCGGGGCUGA